AUCUGGACGAGACAAACAGCUGCAGCCCUAAAGUGGCCAUUUUGGAUCUGACUGCUGUUGACUGCAUCUCUCUCUCUCCUCCUGCCUGGUGACUCCCCCUGAUUUCCUGGCCUAUCUUCUGCUCUUUGCGCUGAUUGUUUCAGCGGGGGUGUCCUGGUGCUCUGGGAUGGUAUAUCCGAACCAUGUACCUGGGGAUCCAGAGCCAGAGGCGGAAGGAACACCAGCGGCGCUUCUACUGGGCUAUGAUGUACGAGUAUGCAGACGUGAACAUGCUGCGCCUCCUGGAGACUUUCCUGGAGAGCGCGCCCCAACUGGUGCUACAGCUCUGCAUAAUGAUCCAAAAGAACCGUGCAGAAACAUUACCAUGUGUGUCCUCUGUGGCGUCUCUGAUGUCCCUGGCUUGGGUGCUAGCCUCCUAUCACAAGCUUCUUCGGGACUCUAGGGAUGACAAGAAGAGUAUGAGCUACAGAGGGGCCCUCAUACAUCUCUUCUGGCGCCUCUUCACCAUCUCAUCCAGAGUUAUCUCUUUUGCCCUCUUUGCUUCCAUCUUCCAGCUCUACUUUGGGAUCUUUGUAGUGGUCCACUGGUGUGCCAUGGCUUUCUGGAUCAUCCAUGGUGGGACUGACUUCUGCAUGUCUAAGUGGGAGGAGAUCCUCUUCAACAUGGUGGUAGGGAUUGUGUACAUUUUCUGCUGGUUUAAUGUCAAGGAAGGGCGGACUCGAUACAGAAUGUUUGCAUAUUACACUGUAGUCUUGACAGAGAAUGCUGCCUUGACGCUCCUUUGGUAUUUUUACAGAGAUCCUACAACUACUGACUCAUAUGCCGUGCCAGCACUGUGUUGUGUCUUUCUUAGCUUUGCUGCUGGGAUAGCUUUGAUGCUCUUCUAUUAUGGUGUGCUGCAUCCCAUGGGGCCGAGAGCUAAGAUUUUUGCCAGCUCCUGUUGCGCCGAGCUGCUCUGGGGCAUUCCUUUGCCUCCUGAUGUUGAGCCCAUGGCACCCGAAACCCCUGGGUACCGGGGGGCCCAGGCUACGCCUACCAGAGCGGUCACGGAGCAACAGGAGGAACUCACAGCUGACACUUGCUUGCCAGUUUUCCAGGUGAGAGCAAUGGUGCCAUCUACUCCAUCUGGGCGAGCCUACUACCCAGAAGGCCCUCUCAUUAAGAUUGACAUCCCAAGAAAGAGAUACCCUGCAUGGGAUGCCCAUUUUGUAGACAGGCGGUUAAGAAGAACUAUCAACAUUCUCCAGUAUGUCACCCCCACAGCCGUAGGUAUUAGGUAUAGAGACGGACCUCUCUUGUAUGAGUUGCUACAAUAUGAGUCUUCACUUUAAAGCUCCUUUAAAAAAAAAAUAAAAGAGGGGAUCUUAUUUUUGUUUAUGGUAAACACAGAUCAUGAAACAAAACACACACCUUCAGAUAAGCUUUCUUUCUGGCUGCUGUAUGUAUAAAAAAAAAGAUAAUCUCUAUGUUUUGUAAGUAAAAACAAAAAGAAAAACUUUUCUUUUGUUUUUUACACACAAGAAACAGUAUUUCAACUUCCACACCUAUGAUCCACAGGUGGAGAAGAGGCGUCUCCACAUCAGAGUUUUAUACCUUACACCAAGUGUAGAACAUUAUAUAUGGGAUUGGUGCUGAUUGAAAAAUAAAAACAAACAAACAAACAAACCUACAACUGCCUUAUGCCCUUAGGUGCUGAGUUUCAUUAAGUACUGUCACCUUUCUCAUGCAAAACUCUUGGGUGAUUUUAUGCCA
Molecule: messenger RNA, 1752 nt
Organism: Dermochelys coriacea (leatherback sea turtle)
Lineage: Eukaryota; Metazoa; Chordata; Testudines; Dermochelyidae
Product: XK-related protein 6
Exons: 3
Coding region: 183-1331 (382 amino acids)
Biological process (GO): engulfment of apoptotic cell; apoptotic process involved in development; phosphatidylserine exposure on apoptotic cell surface
Cellular component (GO): plasma membrane
Source: RefSeq, a predicted model, not a curated record